CGUAGCCUCUUCUUGGUAACUUACUAAGCCAUGAAAUAGCUCGCAAAGCCUUUUCUUCCUCUACGUUUCUAAUUGCCUUCGACGAAGAUCUACCGUAGAGAAGUCUACCUCGUAGACCAAUCUCUCAAAUUUGAUUCCCUAUUCUCGUUGCCAACGUCAAAUAUGCGUCUCUCUUGUAGUCUUACACCCUUCAUUCUCCUCUUUUUUCUCUUCCUUGUCGCACCAGCCGUAUCUUCUGGUGUAGCUAUCUUGAGAACGGAUUAUUACCAAAAGACAUGCCCCGAUUUCAACAAAAUCGUGCGUGAUGCCGUUAUAGCCAAGCAAGGUCAACAACCGACAACUGCGGCCGGGACACUUCGUCUCUUCUUUCACGAUUGUUUCCUCGAAGGCUGUGAUGCGUCUGUUUUGAUAGCGACCAACUCGUUUAACAAAGCGGAACGUGACGAUGAUCUCAACGACUCCCUCCCAGGAGAUGCUUUUGACAUUGUUAAUCGCAUCAAGACAGCUCUAGAGUUGUCUUGUCCCGGUGUGGUAUCAUGCGCUGAUAUUUUAGCGCAGGCUACGCGUGACCUUGUCACGAUGGUAGGAGGACCUUACUUCGACGUAAAGCUUGGUCGUAAAGACGGACUCGAAUCCAAAGCCCAUAAAGUACGAGGAAACGUCCCGAUGCCUAACCAGACGGUCCAUGACAUCCACGGGAUGUUCAAGAAAAAUGGGUUUAGUCUACGUGAGAUGGUAGCAUUAAGUGGAGCUCACACAAUCGGAUUUUCUCACUGCAAAGAAUUUAGUGACCGCCUCUACGGAUCAAAAGCCGAUCCAGAAAUCAACCCGCGAUUUGCAACCGCUCUUAAAGAACUAUGCAAAAACCACACCGUCGACGACACAAUCGCGGCGUUUAAUGACGUGAUGACUCCGGGAAAAUUCGACAACAUGUACUUUAAGAACCUUAAAAGAGGACUUGGGCUAUUAGCUUCUGACCACCUCCUUAUUAAAAACAAUAGCACGAAACCGUUCGUUGACCUUUACGCAACUGACGAGAAAGCAUUCUUUGAAGAUUUCGCUCGUGCGAUGGAGAAAAUGGGCACGGUUGGCGUUAAGGGAGAUGGAGAAGGAGAAGUGAGGCGUAGGUGCGACCACUUCAACAAUCUCAACGUAUAAGAAAAAAAUCACAAAAAAUUAUAUUUCUGCUUUUUUUUUGCGGGGGAGAAAGGACGAAUUGAGGGGAAGAAACCUUUCAUUUAUAUAUUUAUAUUUUAAACUAUGUAUUAUAAGCAUAAUUGUGUAACAAUUCAAGAUUGGGUGUUUAUAUUUUUCAUGAAAAUGCAAAUUGUUAUAUUUGAAGUGUGCAAGUAAAAGAUCUGUAUUGUUUUUCUUUUUUUGAAACUAUUCUUUCAAAUUUAAAAGUAAGAGAAAGCAAAUAAUACAAACUUAGCUAAGACUAGUGUUUGAGACCCUAAGUAAGUUUGUGUGCUUGACCCCAAUCAGAAACACACAUUACAAGAGCAGAAAAGUCAAUCGGCGGUCGAUACCGAAGAGAUGAUAGGCGAUAACAGAGAACAAGUGAAAGGGUUAUGAAGAAGAUGAAGCUAGCCAGAGUUAGAGCAUGGUGGAGGAGGCAGAACGAUUCACUUCUCUUUUUGGAGCAAUCCAGUUUCCAAUGGUUAUGUCCAUAGUUGGGACUUGGGACGAUGGAGUCAGUAGAUUAAAGCAAUUAGCAUGGAUCCUACCAUUCCAGAGAGAAUAAAGGGAGCUGAAAGGAUUGCAUGUCGGCGAGAGAGGCGAUCCAAUCUCGAGCUAAGGAUAGAUGUAGUAUGUGAGCAAAAAGACACCAGAGAUCCCAAUUGAAAGAGCAGUUGAAGAAUAGAUGAUCACGAAAUUCAAGUUCCUGAUUGCAGAGUACACAAAGGCAAUCAACAGAAAGAUUCCAGGCAACCAAUCAAUCUUUUGUUGGUAGUCGAUUAUAGAUGACAUAUUCUUGGGUUCACCAACCAAUAGGAUUGUGUUAUUUCAAAUUCGAUAUCUUUUGUAAAAAGAAACAAACUAUUGUGAGGUUAUAUUAUGUUUUUAAAAUAAAAAGGUCAAAAAAAAUAGUAGUAGUUACAAAAAACAAAAAUUACCAGCAAAACACUAGACUCUAAAUCAUAAUCCUUAAAUUCUAAUCCCUUGGGUAAACCCUAAAUCUAGCCCUACGACUUCGAUUUUCUAAAACCGAACCGAACCGAACCGUCAGUUUUCGGUUAACCAAAAAUUUUAAAACCUAUUCCGAAAUUAACCGAAUUAAAUUCCGGUUCGGUUCGGUUAUCGGUUAAUUUCGGUUUUCAAAAUUAUUUCCAAAAAUAACCGUUUUUGGUUUUCGGUUAAUUUCGGUCUAAUUUUC
This is a messenger RNA of Brassica rapa (field mustard), 2377 nucleotides long. Its product is annotated as peroxidase 65. The record is from RefSeq and is a predicted model, not a curated record. NCBI's taxonomy places the organism in Eukaryota, Viridiplantae, Streptophyta, Magnoliopsida, Brassicales, Brassicaceae. Gene Ontology annotation, molecular function: heme binding; peroxidase activity. Gene Ontology annotation, biological process: hydrogen peroxide catabolic process; response to oxidative stress.